This is a messenger RNA of Ambispora gerdemannii, 213 nucleotides long. NCBI's taxonomy places the organism in Eukaryota, Fungi, Glomeromycota, Glomeromycetes, Archaeosporales, Ambisporaceae. The record is from the annotation of a GenBank genome assembly.
AUGGCUGUACAAAACAUACAGUACUAUCAUGGAACAAAGUUUUCUAUAUUUUUCGGAAGCAAUAACACGCAAGAACUAGUCAGUAUUAAAGCAUCAGAUAUUGAUACUUGGAUCAGAAGUGCCAUUUACUCUAAUUUCAAACAUAUACGCAAGGAUUUAGAAUGGGGGGAGGCAUGGUUUUAUGCAUUUUGCGGAUACUCAACUAAAGGUUAA